AUGCAAGCCAGCGCCGGCCUUGUCGCUGGUUCUCACAAUCGCAAUGAGCUCGUCGUCAUCCAUGGUCACGAAGAGCCAAAGCCCUUGAAAGAUUUGAAUGGUCAAGUUUGUGAAAUAUGUGGCGAUGAGAUCGGUCUCACAGUCGAUGGAGAUUUAUUCGUGGCAUGCAACGAAUGCGGCUUUCCUGUCUGCCGCCCAUGCUACGAGUACGAGAGAAGAGAAGGUAGUCAGAACUGCCCGCAAUGCAAAACCAGAUACAAGCGUCUCAGAGGCAGUCCAAGGGUUGAGGGAGAUGACGAUGAAGAAGAUGUGGAUGACAUCGAGCAUGAGUUCAAGAUAGAUGAUGAUGAACAAAACAAGAACAAGAAUAUUGCAGAAGCAAUGCUUCAUGGGAAGAUGAGCUAUGGCCGAGGACCUGCUGAUCAAGAUGAUCAUGACAACAAUGCCCAAUACCCACCUGUCAUUUCUGGCCGAUCUCGACCAGUGAGCGGUGAGUUUCCGAUAUCAAGCCAACCUCAUGGAGACCAGAUGUUAUCUUCACUUCAUAAACGUGUGCAUCCUUAUACAGCACCUGAGUUUGGAAGUGGAAGAUGGGAUGAAAAGAAAGAUGGAGGAUGGAAAGAAAGAAUGGAUGACUGGAAAAUGCAGCAAGGAAAUCUUGGGACUGAUCACAUUGAUGAUUCAGCUGAUCCUGAUAUGGCCAUGUUAGAUGAAGCAAGACAGCCACUUUCAAGAAAAGUACCAAUUGCAUCUAGCAAGAUCAAUCCUUACCGGAUGGUGAUUGUGGCUCGGCUUUUCAUCUUGGCCAUCUUUCUUCGCUAUCGACUCUUGAACCCUGUCCAUGAUGCAUUCGGGUUAUGGUUGACAUCUGUUAUCUGUGAAAUCUGGUUUGCUUUCUCAUGGAUCCUUGAUCAGUUUCCCAAAUGGUUCCCAAUUGAUCGCGAGACUUAUCUUGAUCGCCUUUCUCUCAGGUACGAAAGGGAAGGUGAACCGAAUAUGCUGUGCCCAGUGGAUAUAUUUGUGAGUACAGUGGAUCCACUGAAGGAACCUCCUCUUGUUACAGCUAACACAGUCCUAUCUAUCCUAGCCAUGGACUAUCCUGUUGAUAAAAUAUCGUGUUACAUAUCUGAUGAUGGAGCUUCGAUGCUUACCUUCGAAUCACUAUCAGAAACUGCAGAAUUCUCACGAAAAUGGGUUCCGUUUUGCAAGAAAUUCACCAUAGAGCCACGAGCACCGGAGAUGUACUUCUCUGACAAAAUCGACUACCUCAAAGAUAAAGUUCAGCCCACAUUUGUCAAGGAACGCCGAGCUAUGAAGAGAGAAUACGAAGAAUUCAAGGUUCGAAUCAAUGCACUUGUAGCGAAAGCUCUGAAAGCACCUGCAGAAGGCUGGAUUAUGCAAGAUGGGACACCAUGGCCAGGGAAUAACACCAAAGAUCACCCUGGAAUGAUUCAAGUCUUUCUUGGUCAAAGUGGCGGAACCGAUGUUGAAGGAAACGAGCUUCCUCGGCUUGUCUAUGUUUCCCGUGAGAAAAGGCCUGGUUUUCAACAUCACAAGAAAGCUGGUGCCAUGAAUGCAUUGGUCCGAGUCUCGGGGGUUCUAACAAAUGCUCCAUUCAUGCUGAACUUGGAUUGUGAUCAUUACCUAAACAACAGCAAGGCUGCAAGAGAGGCAAUGUGUUUCUUGAUGGAUCCACAAAUCGGACGAAAGGUCUGCUAUGUUCAAUUCCCCCAAAGAUUCGAUGGCAUAGAUAGACAUGAUCGAUAUGCCAACAGGAACACCGUUUUCUUCGAUAUUAACAUGAAAGGUCUAGAUGGAAUUCAAGGCCCAGUAUAUGUCGGAACAGGAUGUGUUUUCAGAAGACAGGCAUUAUAUGGCUAUGAUCCACCAAAGGGUCCCAAGAGACCAAAAAUGGUAAGCUGUGACUGCUGCCCGUGUUUCGGCCGUCGCAAGAAGAUUCAGAAGUUCGAAAAGAAUGCUUCGGGUGGAGAUUUAGAAAACAUCCAAGGAUAUGAAGAUGAUAAAGAACUUCUCAAGUCUCAAAUGAACUUCGAAAAGAAGUUUGGACAAUCAGCCAUCUUUGUCACUUCGACUUUGAUGGUUGAUGGCGGAGUUCCGCCAUCCUCAAGCCCAGCAUCACUCCUGAAAGAAGCCAUUCAUGUGAUCAGUUGUGGGUAUGAAGACAAAACAGAAUGGGGUUUGGAGUUGGGAUGGAUUUACGGGUCGAUCACAGAGGAUAUUCUAACGGGUUUCAAGAUGCAUUGCCGUGGUUGGAGGUCUAUAUAUUGUAUGCCAAAGAGGCCUGCAUUCAAAGGAUCAGCUCCCAUCAAUCUAUCAGACCGUCUUAACCAAGUUUUGCGGUGGGCUCUUGGUUCAGUCGAGAUCUUUUUCAGCCGACACAGCCCGGUUUGGUAUGGUUACAAGGGAGGUAAUCUUAAGUGGCUCGAGAGGUUCGCUUAUGUGAACACAACAGUCUAUCCAUUCACUUCUAUCCCACUUCUUGCUUACUGUACCCUCCCUGCCAUUUGCUUGCUCACUGGGAAGUUUAUUAUGCCAGAGAUAAGCACGUUGGCAAGUCUCUUCUUUAUCGCUCUUUUUCUCUCGAUUUUCACAACGGGAAUUCUCGAGCUGCGAUGGAGUGGAGUCAGCAUCGAGGAAUGGUGGAGAAACGAGCAAUUUUGGGUCAUCGGUGGCGUAUCCGCUCAUCUGUUUGCUGUUGUACAAGGUCUCCUAAAGAUUUUGGCAGGAAUAGACACCAACUUCACAGUCACAUCUAAAGCAUCAGAUGACGAGGAUUUCGGGGAGUUAUACGCCUUCAAAUGGACAACGCUCCUUAUCCCUCCGACUACUAUCCUAAUCAUCAACAUGGUUGGGGUCGUGGCCGGGAUCUCUGAUGCGAUAAACAACGGUUACCAAUCAUGGGGCCCGCUGUUCGGGAAACUCUUCUUUGCAUUCUGGGUGAUUGUUCACCUUUAUCCAUUCCUCAAAGGUCUUAUGGGAAAGCAGAACAGGACACCAACUAUUGUGGUCAUAUGGUCUAUACUUCUUGCUUCUAUCUUCUCGCUGCUUUGGGUCCGAAUCGACCCUUUCGUGUUGAAAACCAAAGGACCCGACGUCAAACAAUGUGGACUCAACUGCUGAAACAACAUCCUCCAUUUCCAUUCUUAAGAUUUGUACAAUUACAGAGUGAAAAGUUUUGUUCAAAUGAUGACUUGUACUCGGUUCGUUAUGUCCGAUUAAAGAAAGUUUCUACUAAGACUUCUGUUGAUACA
Cynara cardunculus var. scolymus (artichoke) is the source of this 3272-nucleotide messenger RNA. RefSeq names its product cellulose synthase A catalytic subunit 7 [UDP-forming]. The coding region runs from base 1 to 3141 and encodes 1046 amino acids. The record is from RefSeq and is a predicted model, not a curated record. Gene Ontology annotation, molecular function: cellulose synthase (UDP-forming) activity. Gene Ontology annotation, biological process: plant-type primary cell wall biogenesis; cellulose biosynthetic process. Lineage: Eukaryota; Viridiplantae; Streptophyta; Magnoliopsida; Asterales; Asteraceae. The transcript is spliced from 13 exons. Gene Ontology annotation, cellular component: plasma membrane; trans-Golgi network.